AUGGACAAAUCUGUGGAUGAAUUUGAAAUAACACAAGGACAGAAACAUGAAGAGGAUGUAACAGCUGAAAACCAGACCAAGAAUGUAAUGGAGGAGACCCAGGUCCUACACAGAGCUCCUCUAAGAGGACAACACACCUCCAUUACAACAUCCAAAUCCACUAGAGCCAGCAUGAGACUGAACCAAGUACAAAGGUCUUGUGUUGAGGCUGACACACAAGAACAUGGACCAGACACUGAGCAACAUCAGAACGCAGAGAUAGAUGAUGCAGUGGUAGAGACAGGAGUGAAAGAGUAUUUGGCUGAGGGUACAAAUGAAGCAGAGAACCAAGAGGCAAUCAAUACAGAGACAUUAGACAAAGCUGCUACAGAGGAACUGUCAAUAGCAUGUGUAGUACCAGAGAUUCCCCCUGAGGAAGUAGACAAUGACGAUGCCCAGUCUGAAACUAAGAUUGUUCCAGAGGUUCUUCAGCCUGCCCCAUCUCAAACCGACAACCCUGAAGUGGCCCCUGAAGAGGCCCCAGAAGAGGCCCCAGAAGAGACCCUCGAUACAGCUGCAGUCACUGAUGAAGCCUUGUGUGUGACAACAACAGAGCAUGAAAGCCUUCCAUUUACAGAGGGCAAAACUGAAGUGGUUGAAGUGAUUGAAACAAGAACUAUGAGAAGUGGGGCUAGACCCAACAACACUGUCGCAACCCCAAGAACCACUCGAAGUAGAAAACAGAAUGUAGAGGAAGAGAUUGUUGAAAGAACAACCAUAAAACAAGGUAAGAAGUCAACUGGAAGGAAAGAAAUAAGCAGGUCUAAGUGGCAAACCCAGGAGCUUAAAACUUCUUCAGCAGAGGAAGAUAUGACAGACCAGAUGUCCAUACCAGCCAACGUUAGUGAAGAUGGGGCUAAUAAGGAUGAACUAGUCAAGCAUUCUGAAUCUCCAGUGGUUACAGAAACACAGGAUACUGUUUCAGAGAAGGACAGCAAAGAUCAAGAACCUGCAUUCAUACAGGAGGAUACUUUGCAUAAAGACGAAGAAGAGGUAAAAGGUGAGACAGACAUCACAGAGGAAGAGAACUUUGUAGGAAGUUCUAGUACUGAGGCUGUAGAGGAGCAAAAGAACGAGGAUGAAUCAUCUAUAGCUGAAGUAGAAUCUGUUCUACUAAACACUACAGAGUCAGAUGAGAGCACUAUGGAGAUCGACAAGGAGUCCCAGCCUGAAGCUGUGAUGGAACUCAACGUAGAAGAAUCAGGCAUAGAUAAAGAGGCUGAACAAGAAUCUGUUCCAGAACAAUCAGACGAAACAACACCAGUAGUAGAGAUCAGAUCUUUAAGAAGUGGACCCAAGAGUGUCACAUCUACACCCAGACGCAGACUCUCAGCAGGAAAACAGACAGCUAAACCAGAGUCACCAGACAGACCACAAGGGGAAACACAAAAUGAACAAGACUUCACAGAGGAGCAAUCAAAUGAAUGUGCAGCACCAGAGAAUUCCUCUGAGAUUACACACAAUGAAGAUGCCCAGUCUGAAACUAAGACUACUGAGGUAGUAGACAAUAAUGAUGCCCAGUGUGAAACUAAGGUCACUGCAGAGAUUGUUCAGUUAAUCCCAUCUCAAACCAAGGAUCCUGAAGAACCCCAUGAAGAAUGUCCUGAAGAUGUCUCUGAUGCAGUUGUAGCCACUGAAGAGGCCCCACCUGUAGUCAUAACCGAGCAUGAAAACCUUUCAUUCAGUGAAACUGAAGUGGUUGAAACAAGAGCUCGAAAAAGUACGGCCAGAUCCAUCAACACAGUUCUAACCCCCAGAAUAACCAGAAGUAGUAAACGAAAGGUAGAGGAAGAGGUUGUUGAAAAAAGAACCAUAAAACAAAGCAAGAAGUCAACUGGAAGAAAACGAGUUAGCAGGUCUAAGACACAAACUCUGGAACUCGAAGCUUCUUCUGCAGAGGAUGACACCACAGAGGAGGUCCAGACAGAGGCAUCUGGACACACCACGAUUGAAAAUAAUGACAUGUCUUUAAAGGCUGAUGAUGAAAAUAAGGAUUCCUUGGAGAAAACAGUUAAAGAUUCUGAAUCCCCAGUGGUGACAGAAGCCCAGGAUACUGUUUCAAAGGAGGACAGUAAAGAUCAAGAACCUGCACUGGUACAAGAGGAUACUUUACACAAUGAUGAUGAAGAGGAGGUAAAAGGUGAGACAGACAUCACAGAGGAAGAGAUAGCUGUUGUAGAAAGUUCUUGUGCUGAGGCUGUAGAGGAGAAGAGAGAUGAGGCAUCAUCUACAGCUGAAGGGGAAUCUGUUCUUCUAAGCACUGCUGAGGCAGAGGACAGAGAACAAACUGAGAGCACUAUGGAGAUGGACAAGGAGUCCCAGCCAGAAGUUGUGAUGGAACUCAAUCUAGGAGAAUCAGACAUAGAUAAAGAGCCUGAACAAGAAUCUGCUCUAGAACAAUCAGAUGAAACAACACUAAUAACAGAGACCAGAUCAUUAAGAAGUGAACCCAUGACUGUCAUACCUACAUCCAGACACAGACACACAGCAGGAAAUCAGACAGCCCUACCAGAGACACCAGACACACCACCAGAGGAACCAGAAAAUGAACAGGACUUGUCAGAGGAGCAGUUAAAAGAAUGUGUAGCACCAGAGAUUCUCUCUGACGUACUAGACAACGACAAUGCCCAGUCUGAAACUAAGACUAUCGAGAUAGUAUACAAUGAUGAUGCCCAGACUGAAACUAAGAUCGCUGCAGAGGUUAUUCGGUUGGUCUCAUCUGAAACCAGCAACUCUGAAGAAACCCCUGAAGAUGUCUCUAAUGCAGCUGUUACCACUGAAGAAACCCCACCUGUAGCCACAACCGAGCAUGGAAACCUUUCAAUCACUGAAAAUGAAGUGGUUGAAACAAGAUCUCUAAGAAGUACGGCCAGACCCAUCGACACAGUUCUAACCCCCAGAACAACCAGAAGCAGUAAACGAAAGUUAGAGGAGGGGAUUGCUGAAAAAAGAACCACAAAACGAGGAAAGAGGUCAACUGGAAAAAAACGAGUAAGUAGGUCUAAGGCACAAACCCAGGACCUUGAAGCUUCUUCAGCAGAAGAUGACAUUACAGAGGAGGUCCAGAGAGAGACAUCUGGACACACAACUAUUGAAAAUAAUGACAUGACUUUAUCAAUGGAAGUGGAUGAAGAUGGGGUUGGCAAAGAUAAACCAAUGGAAGAGUUAGAAACCACUGUUCCAAAAGAGGACAGCAACGAACCUGCACUGGUAGAAAAAGAUGCUUUGCACAAAGAUGAAGAAGAGGUAAAAGGUGAGACAGACAUCACAGAGGAAGAGACAGCUGUUGUAGAAAGUUCUAAGACUGUAGAGGAGGAGAAUAGAGAGGAAGCAUCAUCUACAGCUGAUGUGAAAUCUGUUCUUCUAGGCAGUACUGAGGCAGAAGACACAGAAGAAACUGAGAGCACUAUGGAGAUGGACAAGGAGUCUGAGCCUGAAGCUGUGAUGGAACUCAACUUAGAAGAAUCACGCAUAGAUAAAGAGCUUGAACAAAAGUCUAUUCCAGAACAAUCAGAUGAAACAACAUCAAUAAUAGAAGCCAGAUCUGUAAGAGGUGAAACCAAGACUGCCACAGCUACAGCCCAGCCAGAGAGAUCAGACAAACCACAAGAGGAACCACAAAAUGAACAAGACUCAAAAGAGAAACAGUUAAAAGAAUGUGUAGCACCAGAGAUUUCCUCAGAGAUUGAAGAAAAUCCAUUUAAGAUCACUGCAGACGUUGUUCAGCUGGUCCCAUCUCAAACCAACAACCCUGAAGAAACCCCUGAAGAAUGCUUUGUAGAUGUCCCUGAUACAGCUGUAGCCACUGAAGCAGCCCCACAUAUAGCCAUAACUAAGCAUGAAAACCUUUCAGUCAGUGAAACUGAAGAAGUGGUUGAAACAAGAGCUCUAAGAAGUGGAGCCAGAGCCAUCAGCACAGUUUUAACCCCCAGAACAACCAGAAGUAGUAAACAAAAGGUAGAGGAAGAGACUGUUGAAAAAGCAACUAUAAAACAAGGCAAGAAGUCAACUGGAAGAAAACGAGUUAGCAGGUCUAAGACACACACUCAGGAACUUGAAGCUUCUUCAGCAGAGCAUGGCACCACAGAGGAGGUCGAGACAGAGACUUCGAGAGACACCACUAUUGAAAAUAAAGACAUAAAGCCAAAUGAUGAAAAUAGGGUUUCCUUGGAAGAACCAUUCAAAGAUUUUGAAUCUCCACUGGUGACAGAAAUACAGGAUACUGUUCCAAAGGAGGACAGCAAUGAUAAAGAACCUGCACUGGUAGAACAAGAUGCUUUGCACAGCGACGAAGAAGAAAAGGUAAAAGGGGAGACAGAUAUCACAGAGGAAGAGGCAGCUGUUGUAGAAAGUUCUACUGCUGAGGCUGUAGAGGAGAAGAAGAGAGAGGAGGCAUCAUCUACAGCUGACGUGGGAUCUGUUCUUCUAAGCAUUACUGAGGCAGAGGGCACAGAACAAACUGAAAGCACUAUGGACAUGCACAAGGAGUUCCAACCUGAAGCUGUGAUGGAACUCAACGUAGAAGUGUCAGGCAUAGAUAAAGAAGGACAGGAAUCUGUUCCGGAGCAAUCAGAAGAAAUAACAUCAAUAAUAGAGACCAGUUCUUUAAGAAGUGGACCCAUGACUGUCACAGCUACAGCAAGAAAUCAGGCAGCCCAACCAGAGGCACGAGACACACCACAAGAGGAAACACAAAAUGAACAAGACUCCAAAGAGAAACAGUUAAAAGAAUGUGUAGCACCAGACAUUCCCUCUGAGGUAGUAGACAAUGAUGAUGCCCAGACCAAAAGUAAGUUUGCUCCUGAGGUUGUUUGGUUGAUCCCAUCUCCAAUCAAGCACUCUGAAGAAACCCCCGAAGAGUAUUCUGAAGAUAUCACUUAUGCAGCUGUUGCCACUGAAGAACUUCCACCUGUAGCCACAACUGAGUAUGAAAACCUUUCAAUCUGUGAAACUGAAGAAGUGGUUGGGACAAGAGCUCGAAAAAGUGCAGCCAGAACCAUCAGCACAGUUCCAACCCCCAGAACAACCAGAAGUAGUAAUCGAAAGGUAGAGGAAGAGAUUGCUGAAAAAAUUAAAACAACAUCAAUAGUAGUGACAAGAUCUUUAAGAGGUGGAACCAAAACUGUCACAGCCACACCCAGGCGCAGAUACAGACCAAGAAAUCAGACAGUCCAACCAGAGACACCAGACACACCACAAGAGGAAACUCAAAAUGAACAAGACUCCAAAGAGAAACAGUUAAAAGAAUGUGCAGCACCAGAGAUUCCCACUGAGGCAGUAGACAAUGACGAUGCCCAGACUGAAACUAAGAUCGCUGCAGAUGUUGUUCACUUGGUCCCAUCUCAAACCAACAACCCUGAAGAAACCCCUGAAGAAUGUCUUGUAGAUGUCUCUGAUGCAGUUGUAGCCACUGAAGAAGCCCCACCUGUAGCCACAACCGAGCAUGAAAACCUUUUGGCCAGUGAAACCAAAGAAGUGGUUGGAACAGGAUCUCUAAGAAGUGCAGCCAUCAGCACAGUUUCAACCCUCAUAACAACCAGAAGUACUAAACGAAAGGUAGAGGAAGAGAUUGCUGAAAAAAGAACCAUCAAACGAGGCAAGAAGUCAACUGGAAGAAAACGAGUAAGCAGGUCUAAAGCACAAACCCAGGAGCUCGAAGCUUCUUCAGCAGAGGAUGACAUUACAGAGCAGGUCCAGACAGAGACAUCUGGACACACAACUCUUGAAAAUAAUGACAUGCCUCUAUCAAUGGAAGUGGAUGAAGAUGGUGUUGGCAAAGAUAAACCAGUGGAAGAUUUAGAAACCACUGUUCCACAAGAGGACAGCAAAAAUGAACAACCUGCACUGACAGAACAAGAUGCUUUGCACAAAGACGAAGAAAAGGUAAAAGGUGAGACAGACAUCACAGACGAAGAAAGAGCUGUUGUAGAAAGUUCUAGUAUUGAGGCUGCAGAGGAAGAGAAAAUAGAGGAAGCAUCAUCAACAGCUGAUGCAAAAUCUGCUCUGCUAACCACUACUGAGACAAAGGAUGGUGAACAAACUGAGAGCACUAUGGAGAUGGACAAGGAGUUCCAGCCUGAAGCUGUGAUGGAACUCAAUGUGGAAGAAUCAGGUAUAGAUAAAGAGCCUGAACAAGAAUCUGUUCCAGAACAAUCAGAUGAAACAACAUCAAUAGUAGUGACUAGAUCUUUAAGAGGUGGAACCAAGACUGUUACACCUACACCCAGGCGCAGAUACAGACCAAGAAAUCAGACAGUCCAACUAGAGACACCAGACACACCACAAGAGGAAACUCAAAAUGAACAAGACUCCAAAGAGAAACAGUUAAAAGAAUGUGUAGCACUAGAGAUUCCCUUUGAAGUAGUAGACCAUGAUGAUGCCCAGACUGAAACUAAGAUCGCUGCAGAUGUUGUUCACUUGGUCCCAUCUCAAACCAACAACCCUGAAGAAACCCCUGAAGAAUGUCUUGUAGAUGUCUCUGAUGCAGUUGUAGCCACUGAAGAAGCCCCACCUGUAGCCACAACCGAGCAUGAAAACCUUUUGGCCAGUGAAACCAAAGAAGUGGUUGGAACAGGAUCUCUAAGAAGUGCAGCCAUCAGCACAGUUUCAACCCUCAUAACAACCAGAAGUACUAAACGAAAGGUAGAGGAAGAGAUUGCUGAAAAAAGAACCAUCAAACGAGGCAAGAAGUCAACUGGAAGAAAACAAGUUAGCAGGUCUAAAGAACAAACCCAGGAGCUUGAAGCUUCUUCAGCAGAGGAUGACAUUACAGAGGAGGUCCAGAGAGAGAGAUCUGGGCACACAACUAUUAACAAUAAUGACAUGCCUCUGUCAAAAGAAGUGGAUGAAGAUCGGGUUGGCAACGAUAAACCAAUGGAAGAUUUAGAAACCACUGUUCCACAGGAGGACAGCAAAGAUGUAGAACCUGCACUGACAGAACAAGAUGCUUUGCACAAAGAAGAAGAGGUAAAAGAUGCCACAGACAUCACUGAGGAAGAAACAGCUGUUGUAGAAAGUUCUAGUGCUGAGGCUGUAGAGGAGAAGAGAGAAGAGACAUCACCUAUAGCUGAAGUGGAAUCUGAUCUUAUAAACACUACUGAGGCAGAGGACACUGAAGAAAUUGAGAGCACUGUGGAGAUGGAAAAGGACUCCCACCCUGAAGCUGUGAUGGAACUCAACAUAGACGAAUCGGGUAUAGAUAAAGAGCCUGAACAAAAAUCUGUUUCAGAACAAUCAGAUGAAACAACAUCAAUAGUAGAGACCAGAUCGUUAAGAAGUGGACCCAAGACUGUAACAGCUACACCCAAGGGCAGGUACAUGGCAAGAAAUCAGACAGCCCAACCAGAGACACCAGACACACCACCAGAGGAACCACAAAAUGAACAAGACUCCAAAGAGAAACAGUUAAAAGUAUGUGCAGCACCAGAGAUUCCCACUGAGGCAGUAGACAAUGACGAUGCCCAGACUGAAACUAAGGUCACUGCAGAGGUUGUUCAGUUAGUCCCUUCUCAAACCAACUACCCUGAAGAAACCCCUGAAGUAUGUCCUGAGCAUGUCUCUGAUGCAGUUGUAGCCACUGAAGAGGCCCUACCUGUAGUCACAACCGAGCGUGAAAACCUUUCAUUCAGUGAAACUGAAGUGGUUGAAACAAGAGCUCGAAAAAGUACGGCCAGAUCCAUCAGCACAGUUCUAACCUCUAGAACAACCAGAAGUAGUAAACGAAAGGUAGAGGAAGAGAUUAUUGAAAAAAGAACCAUAAAACAAAGCAAGAAGUCAACUGGAAGAAAACGAGUAAGCAGGUCUAAGGCACAAACUCAAGAACUCGAAGCUUCUUCUGCAGAGGAUGACACCAUAGAAGAGGUCCAGACAGAGACAUCUGGACACACCACUAUUGUAAAUAAUGACAUGUCUUUAAAGGCCGGUGAUGAAAAUAAGGAUUCCUUGGAGAAAACAGUUAAAGAUUCUGAAUCCCCAGUGGUGACAGAAACCCAGGAUACUGUUUCAAGGGAGAACAGUAAAGAUCAAGAACCUGCACUGGUACAAGAGGAUACUUUGCACAAUGAUGAUGAAGAGGAGGUAAAAGGUGAGACAGACAUCACAGAGGAAGAGAUAGCUGUUGUAGAAAAUACUAGUGCAGUAGUAGAGGAGGAGAAGAGAGAGGAGGCAUCAUCUGCAGCUGAAGGGGAAUCUGUUCUUCUAAGCAGUACAGAGGCAGAGGACACAGAACAAACCGAGAUCACUAUAGAGAUGGAGUCCCAGCCAGAAGCUGUGAUGGAACUCAAUGUAGGAAAAUCAGACAUGGACACGGAACAAGAAUCUGUUCCAGAGCAAUUAGAUGAAACAGCAGCAAUAGUAGAGACUAGAUCUUUAAGAAGUGGACCAAAGACUGUGAUAGCUACACCCAGACGCAGACAUGCAGAGGAAAAUCAGACAGCCCAACCAGAGACACCAGACAGACCACAGGAGGAACCACAAAAUGAACAAGAGGAGCGGUCAAAAGAAGACAUAGCACCAAAGAUUCCCUCUGAGGUAAUAGACGAUACCCAGUCUGAAACUAAGACUUCUGACGUAGAAGACUAUGUUGAUGCUGAGACUCAAACUAAGAUAAUUCCAGAGAUUCCUCUGGUUUAUCUUCCCAGAGUGGCUGUGGUCUUGGUAGAUGUCCAAAAAGUACAGGUUAUAAAAUCCGUCAAUGAGACUGCUACAUCAGAGCAACAGGAAAAUAUCAAAGACAGAGUGGACAGUUUCAUAGAAGAAGAUCAAGAUGCAGUAGAGUCCAAUCCAAAACAAGCUGAAGAAGCAGAGAUGGACCCGGCAGAAGGUCAUCGGGAUCAUAGUGACAGUCAGGUACCCCUAAUAUUGGAGAAUACGGACAGCUCCUCCAGUAGAGUAGAUGAUCUGCUACCUGAAAAAGCAUUUCUGGUUUCACCUGCUAGUCCUUGCUCAGAAGAGGACCUUGAGAGACCAGUUACACCAUCUCCAAAAAGAACAAGGCAGUCAGAUAUCCAGCGGGAGAAACCAAAAUUUGAGGAUGUACAAAAGGGAUCUGUUGAAGCACAUGACACUGAAAAAGAAAAAGCUAAUCCACACUCAUGCCAAACACCUAGACGAUCUUCACGUAAAAGAGCCAGAGUUGACUACCGAGACAAUGAUGACAAGUCCGAAUCUCUUACAUCAGAGGACAUCUCAAAAGAUACCCUGACCAGCAGAAGAUUUAGCUCUGAGCCACAGAGUGAAGAAGAGGAGUCAUCCGAGGGCAUUGUUCUGAGCCUGCAUCUGGAUGAAGAGGAGGAAGAGAGUGCAUCAGAUGAGGAGUUAUUAGUCAUCACAGGGAAGAAUCUAAGGAGCAGGUCUGUUCCAUCCAUCAUAAUCAGUCCCCAUUCUAAAGCCACUCCUCUGCGUUCUGCACUCCGCACCCCAAAACCAUGUCCAGAGCACACUCCCCGACAGAAGAGGCACAGUGCCAAAGCCUCGCUAUGCUACACAUCCAAAUGCCCAAGAAAGUAGGUCCCUUUCAUUUAGUUUAGUUUGUUUCUCAGAUAUGCCAGGUAGAUAUGAGGUUUUGUUAUUUUUGCCUCCCUUUCCUGUGUCUAUGCAUGCUUUUAUAUUACAGCAUUAUUAUUAAUCUGUAUUUUAUGGGUUCAUAAGCAGAGGUGGGUAGUACUCAGUUACAUUUACUUAAGUAACUUUUUAAAGAAAUUUUACUUUUCAGAAUACUAAUAAUCUCAUACAUUGUUACUCUUACUGUGGGUAAAUCUACAAGUGACAAAAGCUUUAUUUUGACGAUAUGAAAUGAUUUGAACAUUUGCAUUUCUUGCAGCACUCCCUCAGAUAUGAUUUAGUUUUCCUUCCAAUUACAUGAACUUCAAAUUAUAAAACAGACAUUACGUCCUGUCUGUUACUCUUUAAAGAAGGGGUAUUAUGCAAAAUCUUUUUUUUUAAGCUUUCUACUAUGUUAUAUUGUAUCCCUUCCUCAAAAACAUGCCUGAAGAGGUUUUAGAUGUCAUCCAGGCAUGUUUGAGUAACUUUGCGAUCUCUCCUGGGCCCUAUUUUAAUCCUCCUUAUGGUUAACUGUAAGAUUCUGCGCUUUAAUUUUCUCUUACUUGGGUAGUACUUUCCCAAACACUUACCCAAGUAACUUCUUGGACCACUACUUUGUACUUCUAUUUGAAUAUUAUUUUAAAGGAACGUUACUCUUGCUUGAGUACAAUGUUGGCUACUCUACCCACCUCUGUUCAUAAAAAUAGGCUCCUGUUUAAAAUGAUUUGAUAUUGUGUGAUUAACAUGUAAUAUGAAGUGAAUCUUUCGCAUCAGUCGACACAAAGUUGAACACAAAUUAUAUUCUGCUGUUUUGAGUACAUUUGGCUGUCAAACUCACCCCUUGACAUUUUGUAUAUUUUGUACAGACUUUCUAGGAUUCCGACACAGACCAGCCCAUAGAGUAUGCAGUAGUAUUUUGGGUGUUUUUUACUUCACGGGGCUGUUUUGUACUUAUAGAUUUAGAGAGAUAGAACCACAUUUCCAACUCAAGCCAACCUCAGGUGAUCACAAGUCCUUUAACUUUUAUAUUCCACAUCUAUCUCUGUUGUUAUUUUUUCCGCAACACUUGUAGUUGUGUUAUUUUCAAUGCUUAAAGUGAGACUAAACACCUAAACUCUGCCCACAACCACAUUUCAAUGAAAGCAGCUAAACUGGGCAGUAUCUGGAAGACUGAAGAGAGUGGGGGCGUGGUCUGGACAUAUGAAAAACUGUGAUUGGUUUAACAUGUAUCCACACUUCAAACACCCCUGCAACCUGGCUGUAAUCAGGGCAGUGCUGUGUGGUGUCACCAACUAUUGGAAAUUGCAGAGGCCACUGGGGCAGCACAAACUUAGAUUUAGGUAUUUUGACAAGAAAGCUGGAAAUUGCCAAAAAUGUAUAUUGAAAUGCUAUACAAAAACCAGAUACACAGUGGAGGUGGAUUUAGUGUUGAGUACCACUUUAAGAAAGGUAAAGAGACUGUCAUGCGAACUAUUUUAUCUUGUGAUUUCAUGGUAAAUUGAUAUC
Periophthalmus magnuspinnatus is the source of this 11085-nucleotide messenger RNA. Its product is annotated as titin-like. The transcript has a single exon. The record is from RefSeq and is a predicted model, not a curated record. The coding region runs from base 1 to 9546 and encodes 3181 amino acids. NCBI's taxonomy places the organism in Eukaryota, Metazoa, Chordata, Actinopteri, Gobiiformes, Gobiidae.